Molecule: messenger RNA, 2768 nt
Organism: Papilio xuthus (Asian swallowtail)
Lineage: Eukaryota; Metazoa; Arthropoda; Insecta; Lepidoptera; Papilionidae
Product: mucin-5AC
Exons: 1
Coding region: 224-2410 (728 amino acids)
Molecular function (GO): lysozyme activity
Source: RefSeq, a predicted model, not a curated record
AACAUCAACACCGUUCAGCUGCCAUUUACUGCUCAUCACUAGUUAACAACCCGUACCGAUCGGAUGAUAUAAUUAUCCGCGCUCCAAAAUGCUCGGCAGUUUAAUUUCAAACAAUUAAUAUUACCGUUAAAUACGGGUGUGACACAGAUAGUGCGCGGGCGCGCGGCGGGAGGCAAAGGUAAAAAAGCGAGCGUCCGACCCCGGCGUGCCGUCACACUUGAAGAUGUAUACCGUGGCAUUGUUGACGAGUACGCUUCUAGCUCUCGUCGGGGCGCGGAUUUACGAGCGCUGUGAGCUCGCACGCGACCUGCUCCAGUUAGGAGUACGCAAGGAUCAUAUAGCAACAUGGGUUUGCAUUGCCUACCACGAAUCCCGCUUCGAUACUGCAGCUCGCAACCCCAACAGCGGCGACCACGGACUGCUGCAGAUAAGCGAAAUAUACUGGUGUGGAGCCGGCAAAGCUUGCGGACUUCCUUGUUCAGCAUUACGUGACGAUGACAUCUCUGAUGAUGUAGAGUGUGCACUUAGUAUAUACGAAGAACACACUCGGAUACAAGGGAAUGGAUUCCUCGCUUGGGUGGUGUAUCCACAUUACUGUAAACAUAAUGCGAAAAAAUAUUUAGCCGACUGCGAUCAUUCUACCAAAGAUUCAAGUAAUAAAUUUGAAGAUAGAGCACGUGCAUCACAUGAUUCUUACCCUAAUAUUAACUUUACGUCAUAUAACCCAGUGCAAAGUGACUUUUCCUAUUCUCAAAGUGAUCGUUCCGUUCCAUCGUUCCUGUCGAUAGUAUCGUUGCUUCGCGAUAAAUACGAGCAAGACUUUGAAAAAGAUUAUAAUAAAAAUAAAAACGUUAACUGGGCACAGUUUAAAAUAGAUAACGUAGAUGAUCUCAAACUGCCUGAUUUCAACAGGAGACCAAAUUUCAACUUCCUUGAACCGGUCACCGCACGCUUAUCUACAACUUCUACAACCACGAUGGAACCAGAACCGCAGUACAAACCGGUGAAACCAUGGAGAACCAUAGAGACGAAUUCGUUUAGACGUAGAAUGAUGAAAUUUAAUAACACACCGAUGGAAGAAACGAGGAACAAAACUGUGUACGAAAAUUCUUUGGUUGUCACGACUCCAAAAUAUAUUACAUCUACUGAUUCAACUAAUUAUAGUUCAUCAUCAACGAGAAGAAUAAUAUAUGAUAAUGGUAACUCAAUAUCAAGUAAUGCGUGUUGUUCUACUGUGACUCAAACAAAUAAAACACCGUCUACUAUAAUGGAAAAAACAAUUAGUUAUCCAACUCAAAAUACUAUGAUUUCUUUUACAACACAAAAACCAUCAUUAUUUUUCACAACACAAAAAUUUGGAAUAUCUUCCACGACGCAGAAACCAGUAAUUUUGUUUACUACACGGAAGCCAGAAAUAUCUUCAACAACGCAGAGAUCAAUAAUAUCUUCAACAACACAGAAACCAGCAACAUCUCUUUCGAUUCCAAUAACACAACAAUAUUAUGCAGGAUUAAAUUCUUCGGAACAAGUACCAAAGAAGGUUUCUGAAGCCACCGAGAAUAGAGCGAAAAGCUUUUGGGACAAAUUUGGUUAUCUCACAACUCAAUCACCAAAGUUAAAGCAAGUUUCCUUUACAUCUAAAUCCUUGGAGACAUCAACUGCGAAACCAUAUGUUUCAACUCAAUCUCAACAAUUUACUGCAAGUAGAGUAUUUCCAUCUCCCGAGUAUAAUUCCAUAAAUAUAAAAAAAAUUGCAACCACAACAACAACUGAGAGGACAAUAUUUUCGACAAAGCCAACAGUAAAACAAUUCCCCGUGACAAAACCAACUGCAUUCGCUUGGAGGACAACAAAAGGUUGGACAGCGCGACCAACACAAUACACACAAAGAUAUAAUCCGUUUAAAACAUAUGUUAGUGAAUAUAGGACAGACAGACCAACUUUUACAUGGAGACGAGGAAAAUCGUGGACGAAUGACUAUCAAAAUGUAACAUAUUUUAGUACUACAAAACCAACACCCUCAGUUUUUACUUCAACAGAAACUCCAUCUACAACAUCAAGACAAUAUUCGAAUCAAGAUGUUUUUAAAUCUACAAAAGCUUUAUCUACAACAUCAGCUCCAUUGUCUACAUUUUCGAGCAAUACAACGAAAUCAAGUGUUCAAACAAAGGAGAGACAGGAACUAACUGAAAGAAUUGUAGCAACAACGCCAGCAACAAAAACAACCUUCUCUAUAUUUGAUAUUUACUUAAAUCCAGCAAAGCGCCAACAGGUUCCAAACUACAAGGUUUUAUUUUCUGAUAACAGCGCUUCUAAUUUAAAAAUAUUUUCCGGUGGUACCACUUCCGCUCCAUUUAAUAGAAAUCUAUUAAAAAAAAACUUAACAUUUACCAGUGAAGUGCAAAACUAAAUUAGGGCAUAAACUUUUUUAAUCAUUUUUUAACUGAUGUAAUAAUUUUAUAAGACUUUAAAAUAUUAUUUAUUUUGUGAAUAUAUACUGCGAAUGUACAUAUAUAGUGUGAGAUAUAAGCAUUUACUAAUGUUUUUAAACUGUAAAUACAUAAGCCAAGUAAAUGUAUUUGAAGCGACUAAGUAUAAAUUUUAUUAUUCAUAUGGGUUUAAAAACUGCUAUGCGAUUUGUGAAAAAUAUUCAUAAUAACGUAAAAAGAUAAAAAGCUUACAAAAAAGACAACUAGAAAAAUAUUAUGUAUUAUAAACGUCCUUCAUUUGUUAUUCAAAUAUUAGAAAAUAAGUUUGUCUCAAAAAAA